UGUCACUUGAGUUUCUGAAUUGUAGCGAUGAAGUUCAAUUUGUUGGUUCUCUUUGUGGUGCUUUCUGCUUUCGUUGGCUCGUCAGUGGCUUUUAAAAAUCCGGAAUGCGGUGAGCCACAUUCGGCAGAUGGUUCUAACGGAGCUCACUGUAUGGCGUACUUUCCAGGCUGGAGCUAUAAUGCAGAUGCCAAGGAAUGCGUUAGUUUUGUCUAUGGAGGAUGUGGAGGUAACAACAAUCGGUUUGGUUCCAAAGAAACUUGCGAGAAAACUUGCGUGGAGUAACUACUAUUUGAAUUUCACACGAAAAAUAUUGAAAAUAUAAUGCACAAAUAGGUGUAAAUAAAAUCUCAUAGCAAA
This is a messenger RNA of Drosophila innubila, 357 nucleotides long. RefSeq names its product male accessory gland serine protease inhibitor-like. The transcript is spliced from 2 exons. The coding region runs from base 28 to 282 and encodes 84 amino acids. The record is from RefSeq and is a predicted model, not a curated record. NCBI's taxonomy places the organism in Eukaryota, Metazoa, Arthropoda, Insecta, Diptera, Drosophilidae. Gene Ontology annotation, molecular function: serine-type endopeptidase inhibitor activity.